This is a messenger RNA of Perkinsus marinus ATCC 50983, 1234 nucleotides long. Its product is annotated as Myristoylated alanine-rich C-kinase substrate, putative. Gene Ontology annotation, cellular component: chromatin; nucleus. The transcript has a single exon. Gene Ontology annotation, biological process: chromatin remodeling; regulation of DNA-templated transcription. Lineage: Eukaryota; Perkinsozoa; Perkinsida; Perkinsidae. The record is from RefSeq and is a predicted model, not a curated record. The annotation marks the transcript as partial.
AUGAUCAAGCGUCCUGUGGACUUGGAUUCUAUAGCGCACAACUUGGACCGGUACCCGAGCCCGAAGGACUUCAUAGAGGAUCUAGAACUGAUGUUCGAUAACUGCUUUGCAUUUAACAAGCCUGGUGAUGAUGUGUAUAUAGCUGGCUCGCAGUUGAGGAAGAUAUAUAGAGAGAGCUAUGAUUUAAUGCGAGAGCAAAUUGACGCGAGUUAUACAGCUGAGUUGGAUGAGGGCGUGGCCUCUGACCCGGGUGUUUGGAAGGUGCCCAGGUUCGAUCCCGAGCCGCCGCAGUUCGAGCCCCCCAAGGGCUGGUGGACUGAAGCUGAGGAGGGCUCCUCGAGGAAGCGUCCACGAGGGGAGGACGAGAGGGGAGAGGAGGAAGCCUCCACAACAGCAGUGGAUGAGGGUGGAGGGACGGCGGCGGCGGCGGUGUUGAGGAAACGGGCAAGAGUGCAAGAAGAGCCGCAGAAGUCUUCGGGUUCGAGUAAGGCGGCAUCGCCGGCGGCGGCGAGUUCGAGUGAGGUGGGGACGGUGAAGGGGAGGAAGGGCAGUAGGGGGAAGAAGGGGAAGACGGGGAGAGAGAAGCAUAAGGGGAAGAAGGGUGGUGGUGAUCAUGAUGACGACACUCUUGAUGAUGUACGGGAGAGAGUUGUGGCUAAACUGUUAAUGAAGAAGGAGAGGAAGGAGGCUAGUGAGGGGAAGAGUAGGGAGGUUGUGGUUAAUAGAUUGGUAGAGGAGGGGAAAGCUGGGGCUGGUGUUGAUGAUGAUGGUAAUGAGCAAACGAAAGCUAGUGAGGAGAAGCCAAGUGAGCAACAGAAGAAGGCCAGACGUGGUGGGAAGAAGAGUGCCGUUACCAAGAAAGGUGCUGAUGUACGCCGGGAAAAGGCUCGAUCGAAGAAAGCCCCGAAGAAGAAGGCGGCGGCGACAGCCUCCCCUACUGCUUCCCCCGACCACAGUGAGGGUUCUCCAUCCGAGCAAACAUCUCCGUCCAGUUCUCUUCUUGCAACGAAGCGCGCCGGGUCGGGGAGUGAAGCAAAGGCCUCGUCACCGCAUGGUGGAAGUAGCCCGAGUCCGAGCGCUAGUAGUUCUGGUGACGAUAGCGCGCCCAUAUCUUCUCUCGUGUUCGACAAGAACUCUGAUGCAGAGGAAAAAAUGCAGAAUAUCGUAUCGAGCUUCCACGAUGCGAUGGGCAAGACCGAGAAGCCUGCACGAGGGAAGAAGCGGAAGAAGCGUG